Zonotrichia leucophrys gambelii is the source of this 2695-nucleotide messenger RNA. It is a transcript of the gene AK2, whose product is annotated as adenylate kinase 2. Gene Ontology annotation, cellular component: cytoplasm; mitochondrion. Lineage: Eukaryota; Metazoa; Chordata; Aves; Passeriformes; Passerellidae. The record is from RefSeq and is a predicted model, not a curated record. Gene Ontology annotation, biological process: ADP biosynthetic process. Gene Ontology annotation, molecular function: ATP binding; AMP kinase activity. Bases 39 to 779 code for a protein of 246 amino acids. The transcript has 6 exons.
CCACGAGGCGCGGGCCGGGCGCGCAGUCGGCGGCGGCCAUGGCUCCGAGCGCUCAGGCGGGCCCGGGCCGCGGGCAGGCCCCGGCCGCGGGGAUCCGCCACGGCAUCCGCGCCGUGCUGCUGGGCCCGCCCGGCGCCGGCAAGGGCACGCAGGCCCCGAAGCUGGCCGAGACCUACUGCGUGUGUCACCUGGCUACCGGCGACAUGCUGCGGGCCAUGGUGGCCUCGGGCUCCGAGCUGGGCAAGCGGCUCAAGGAGACGAUGGAUUCGGGGAAGCUGGUGAGCGAUGAGAUGGUGGUGGAGCUGAUUGAGAACAACCUGGACUCCCCUCCCUGCAAGAACGGCUUCCUCCUGGACGGCUUCCCGCGCACAGUGAAACAGGCAGAGAUGCUGGAUGAGCUCCUGGAGAAGAGGAAAGAGAAGCUCGACUCCGUCAUUGAGUUCAGCAUCCCCGACUCGCUGCUGAUCCGGAGGAUCACGGGACGGCUGAUUCACCCAGCGAGCGGCCGCUCGUAUCACGAGGAGUUCAGACCCCCGAAAGAGCACAUGAAGGACGAUGUCACUGGAGAGCCCCUGAUCCGGCGCUCGGACGAUAACGAAACGGCCCUGAAAACGCGGCUCAAGUCCUACCACACCCAGACCUCCCCCCUGGUGUCCUACUACAGCAAGAGAGGGAUCCAUACGGCCGUGGAUGCCUCCCAGUCCCCCGACGUGGUGUUUGCCAGCAUCCUGGCAGCCUUCACCAAAGCAACAUGUAAAGACCUGGUUAUGUUCAUUUAAAGCUCCAUCCCACGAUGGGGUUCUCCUUUUUUUUUUUUUUUUUUUCCUCUCUCUUUCUCUGUUCUGUCUCUCUGGGGCCAAGGAGGGUGAAGAGCUGAGCAGAGUAGAAGGGGAAGGGAUGAGGUGAUGCAGCCCAAGGCAGGGCUGUGCUAAUUCUCUAAUUUAAUUAAACGAGCUGUUAACGGUCUCGAUGUGGCUAUAUGUGAACGUCAGUCUGUGUGUAGAUGUUGGGAUUUUUGGCCUCUAGAGGCCGCAGCGAGCCCAGGCUCCAGCUGCCCGAAAUGGGCUCUGCACUCCUUUGGGUGAAAAAGCCUUUGUUUCAUCCUAGAAAUGCUCCUCUCUGAAAGGAACUGUACUUCCAGCUCCUCCCAGCUACCCCACAGGGGCCUUGGAGAAGGUUGGGGAUGUGGGGGAAGGAUUUCCCACGAGAUGUGAAGCUGCAGGAUUGAAAUCUGGAGUUGCUCUGUUUAUGUGGGAGCAGCCUGAGGGACAGCCUGGCUGCUCCUGGGGCUGGAUGAUGAUGUGUUCUCCUUGUAUGUGUUUUAUUCCCUGUGGGGUAGCAGGUUCCUGUUCUGAUGGCACUUGAUGGGGGGUUUCAACCUUUAUUUAUUUGUGGGAUUUAUAGCAAAUUAGUGAGAUGCUUCUUUUUAAUGUGAAAUCUGUGGUCAGAGUCUGACGGUUACUGUGUGGCAGAUCGGGAUGUCCUGAGGAUAAGAAAAGGACUUGGGUUUUAACUCUUCACUCUUGCCUUGGUUUUGACCAAGGAGAGGAAGAUGCAUUGAGCUUCUCCUGAUCCCAAAGUCUAAAUAUAAUAAAGCCUUAUUGCAAAACAAAUGAUUUCUCAAGGCUCGAGAGACAGCGUUAUUAAGCACUGGCUCCAUGUGCCCUUGAGCUAACGACCUUCACUGAGCUCAUGGAAAUGUUCCUGUUUCUUGAGCAAAGCCAGCAGCUCCAGCAGGCUGUGUUUGAGGACACUGUGUGUGCUCAGAGCCUUUCCAGGGCGUUGUGCUGCUGUGUGGUGACACUGCAGGGCUGGCACUGACCUUUGGCCAUGAGGGAUUCCAGCCCUUCCUAGAGGGCCCUGCUGUAAAUAUGGAUUGGCUCAGAUGAAACUUUGUCCUUUGGCAUUCCAUGUGUGUUUACUGAUUGAAUGUUACUGAGUAUCCUCCUCUCUCUCUCUCUGGGGAUGGCCCUCUCCAUCCUGUGCGCUGAGCUGCUGUGAGCUCUGUGGCCAGAGCAGAUGUUUAAUCCUCAGGAAUCCCUUGCUCUUUUCCUUGAUAACUUCUCUUUUGCCUGACAAUCCCGUCUCUGUCCUCACACAUCCUUUCCAGGGACAGAACCUGUUCCCUUCCAGCAAACUGGAAACCAAAAGCAGUGGCAUUGUUGCUCUAGCAAGCACGUGACUGAGGAGAAAGGCUCUGACAGUAAACAGGGCUGGUUUUGCCAGCAGCCUGUUGUCCCCUGGGACUCCCAGACAGCCCUUGCUGUGUCUCUGGGUUUCCUGUGGAAGGGUAACCUGGAAUUGGUGUGUUGGGUGGUUGGGACAGCAUUUAGAAUAAGACUGCUGUGCCCCAGAGAGUGGGAAAGUGUGUGGGUUACAGCUGCCCUGGCAUCUUGGUGACUAAAGAAGUCGUGUGGAAGCAGCUUUUAUUUUGAGAGCCAAAGGGAGAAAUGCAGCUCCCUACACUCUGGGAAGGGUUCCCAGCCAGUUGGCAUUCCUGGAUUUGGUCAAGGUUUUACUCUACAGCAAGAGCAAGAUGUUCCCCCACUCUUCAUUCCUUUCCUCCCUUGUGCUCUCUUCACAUCCAGCUCACCAGCCUUUGUUUGGUUGUUUUUUUUUUUUUUAACCAUAAACCAUGCUUAAUUUUGUUUGUUUGUUUUUCCCUAAAUAUUUUUUUUUUCUCUCUGUUCCCAUU